Lates calcarifer (barramundi perch) is the source of this 3382-nucleotide messenger RNA. RefSeq lists its product as uncharacterized. The record is from RefSeq and is a predicted model, not a curated record. The transcript is spliced from 11 exons. Gene Ontology annotation, cellular component: cytoplasm; membrane. Lineage: Eukaryota; Metazoa; Chordata; Actinopteri; Centropomidae. Gene Ontology annotation, molecular function: nucleotidyltransferase activity; double-stranded RNA binding; tRNA binding. The coding region runs from base 164 to 2845 and encodes 893 amino acids. Gene Ontology annotation, biological process: regulation of translational fidelity.
GUCACCUCUCAGUUUGCAGGUUUGAGAAUAGUGUGGGGGAAUUUUCACCAACUCCUCCUACACACAGGAAAGACUUAUUUAUGACACAAUUUCAUCCCUGCUUCAGAACAACUCAACACUUCACCCGUCAGAGAUUCUGCACCAGUUUGGCAACAAAGACACUAUGGCAACAUCAGACGGGUUUCCAGCCAGUUUCUAUGGUGAACCAGGAGUGCUGGGCAUGUUAUCCAAUGGGAUCAGUGCAUUCCUUGUACUUCUGCAGAACUUCAAUACAGCUCGUACUGGCAGUGCACCAGUAGGAGUGGAGAACAUACUUGCAGGUGUCCAUCUCAUCCUGAUUGGUGGUAUUUGCCAGUUGGUGGCUGGACUGCUUUCCUUCAGAAAAUAUGAUCAUCUGAGUGGCACUGCCUUCAUUGGCUAUGCUGCUCUUUGGGGCAGUUAUGGUGCCACUCGAAUCUACCUUGGUGCCUUGGCUGAAACUCCUACAACAGCACCUCUAGCACAUGAGAUGAUGAGCAAUUUGUCCCUGUACACUAACAUGAUGAGCAACAUGUCUCAAAAUGCCACCACUGAGAUCACAGUGUGCAAUUUAUGCCUGUCCAUCAAAGAGUCAGCAAUUGCUGGUCUGGUCCCCUAUAUCCUCCUGUCCUUCCUCCUAGCCUUCUGCUCUGCCACAGUCAACUACAUUAUGCCUUUUGUUUUUGGGGCCAUCACUGCCACCUUAAUUUUUGAAGCAGUGGCUCUGGUAGCUAGCUCCUGGGCUCUCGUGGUCUCUGGGGUUCUUGAGUUGCUCAUUCUAAUUUUUGCCAUCUAUGGUUCAGCUGCAUUGCUCCUCAAAGGUUUGACUCAACGUCUAGUCCUCAAAGGCUUUGGUACCCCUCUCUUCAAUGUUCUCCUGCUAGGGACUGCUAAUUCAGCAAGUGCCCAGAGCAUUGGCCAAGAGAAGAAGAAAAACACAAAAUAUGCAGAGCCCAUGGCCUUGGGUUUCUUCUGUGACACUGUUGCCCCAUUUGUCUUUGCUUUCUACAGUUUCAGGUAUAUGCAGUCCUUUGGCUUAGGAGCCACAUGGGUCUCAAUUAUCUCAGUUGCCCAGCUGUUCUCAAGCUAUUACGCCCAUCUGCGCCAAGAUUGCUACCACACCACUAAGUUUGGUCUUCAUGCUACAUAUUGGCUGAUCAAGGCUUGGGAUGAGUUUGUGGUGUCGGCUCUGAUUGUUGAGGACAGUAAAGUGGUCUCAGGGAGGGAAUCAAUGGUAGGGAACUGGUUUUUUGUGGUGGCAGGCUUGGUGCUCUGCGUGGGAAGCCUGAACAUGGAUGUCCUGGAACUGAUCCACAACAUGCUCUUUGUCCUGCUCACAGUCUCAACAAUCCCCCAGAUCCCUCUCCAGGGUUACUACAUCUUCUUUGGUGUAGCUUGCUCCCUAUUCACAGCAGCCUCCCUGUAUGGUACCUUCUCACGUCUCAUCAACACCAUAGCAGAAAAGUCUCUCAUCCCUGUAGGCCCACAGCCCAUCUCCACUGAACAGCUACAGAAAGCUUUCAAGUGCAGCAGGUCUAAACAGGGAGGCCAGGAGGUGCUGUCCCAAGCAGACCAGGCUUCAGACGCCCUGUUCUACUUUUUAAAUGGGGUUGCAGCUCUCUCAGCCCUCCAUGCAAGUGUGUCAAGCACAAAUCCCUCCUUCCUCCAUCUGACUGUCCCAUGGGUCUUCAUCUCUGGAGCCAUCAUCCAGGUCUAUGUCAGUCGGCUACAAGUUACAGGAGGUGGCCGUUUUGGAUCAGUCAUCUCAUCCAAUUAUGCAGCAGUGUGGGCAACCUGGACCUGGUUUAGGUUUGCAGGUAAUCUGCUACAACUUUCCACACAGGCAUUCUACAGCUUUACAGCAGGAGCCAUUGCUUUUCUUGUAAUUAAUGCUUUCCUCAUGCUGAUAGCUGCCUACAGGAACCUAGUUUUGCUGUUUCUAACAACAGUCAUGGAGGUUGUUCUGGUCUGUUUCCUGUUGUCCACUCUGCAACGACUACCAUACGAACUAGAGAUGGCCAUGCUUGCACUGCUUUCAAUAAUUUGCACAUAUGGAGCUCUGGCAUCACUGGUCAACUGCAUCUUCUCACAGAGACUGCUGCCUAUGGGCCAUCCCUUAAUAAAGGAGAAAGUGAAGCAGGAGUCAGCUCCAGAGCUGCCCUGUCCUGUUGCUAAUUCACGACUCACCAGUGGUCUCCUAAAGAUCGCUGGGCUUCUGGAGGAAGGUGGAGUAUGUGGUAUUCCCACAGACACGGUCUAUGCCCUGGCGGCCUCCUGCAAGAAUCCUCAGGCUAUAGAGAAAAUCUACAACAUUAAAGACAGACCAGCAGAGAAGCCCAUCUGUAUCUGCAUCUCCAGUGUGGAGCAGCUCGUGGCAGCCAACCCGCCCUUCAGUCCACUGCUCUGGGAGUUCAUGAGGAAUGUGUAUCCUGGAGGCAUCAGCUGCAUUGUCAGCAAAGGCGAAUGGCUGUUCAAACUAGGAGUGGGACCAGCUUAUGACCGUGUUGGCACCAAGGACAGCAUCAUGAUCCGCGUCCCUGACCACACUGUGACUGGCCACCUAUGUGACAUCACUGGGCCACUUGCCAUUACCUCAGCCAAUCCCAGUGGAGAGCCAGACAGUACCCACCACAGCAUGGUCAUCAAUCGUCUAGGACAGAAGAUCCAAGGAGUUCUGUGUGAUGGAGACUCUAAUGAAUUUGUUGCUUCUACUGUGGUCAACUGCCUGAAGAUUGAUGAAGGGACCAUCACCAUUGUGAGGGAAGGGUGUGUCCCUGCAGUAAAGGUCCUACAGAUCUUUGACAGAGUGAAAAGCACCAUGGUGUGAUCAUCAUGUACCUCAUCAUCACUACAACAUUUUUAGGUUUUUGCUCCCACUUUAUACAUUCAACAAUCUCAGAGACAUUGUGGAGAAAAGUGAAAAAUGGAGUAGAGCUACUUACUUAUAUGUAACUGUGGAUGUCUUGGCAAAUGUCAAAGUGAAAUAUCCAUUUCUAGCUCACAAUGCCCUUAAUAAACACUUUAAAUUAUCAGAAAAUAAUUUAUUUGACGUGAAGAAUCUUCAAGACUUAAUGAAGACAAUGUCUCUCAGCUGUAUGAUUCUGGAACAAACUGUAAUAACUUUGAUAUUUAUGUUUGCUUAAACAGUAUAAAUAUAUGUUUUAUACUGUUAUUACUUUAACUUUUAUUUAUAACUGAAAUUAUACAGUAUGUUGACAUUAAUUUCACACUUUUAAUACACUUCUAAUAUUAAGGUAGGAACAGAAAGCUCAUAUUUUCUCAUGUUACUGUGUGUAUUUAAGCUCAUUGUGAGUUCUUGUACUGAAUAAUUCUGUGGAAAUAAACUGUGACCAUUGUUGUGUAA